Messenger RNA from Stegastes partitus (bicolor damselfish), 3835 nucleotides. Its product is annotated as nuclear receptor coactivator 5. The transcript has 9 exons. The coding region runs from base 121 to 1398 and encodes 425 amino acids. Lineage: Eukaryota; Metazoa; Chordata; Actinopteri; Pomacentridae. The record is from RefSeq and is a predicted model, not a curated record.
CUCCUUCUUCUCCACCAGUGUAGGCAGGUAUUUAGUAACGCUGGUGGAGGAACACCGGGACAUCAGUAUUGUUUACCCCUCCUUGCCGUUAUAAACUGAGUAAUACGGUGCAAGAAAAACAUGUCGUCUUGGGCGAAAUCACCCGCGGGUGGUCGGCGGAAUUCAGGCAACCCGAAUGGAAGUGCUCAACAGCUGCGUCUGUUUCGGAGAACAGCUCCUUACCCCACCAGAGAGGAGAGGGCCGAAGAUCUGAAAGCUGCCCUGGACAGUUAUGAAGAAUUAGAACAAAUGCAAAACUACACUGGAAAUGUAAAGUUUGAGGGGCUCAAGAAUCAGACAAAUGCCAAGCUCGAAGGCAACACUCCAGCAGACAGACGCAAAACCCUCUAUCAGAAGUUCUACAGACAGGUGCAGGAGGACAGGAAGCCGGCCGACUGCGUUGUUCUCUCUGUAACCAACCAGUGCCUGGAUUACCCCAAAUCGCUAAGCCAGUGCUUGCAGGAGCGCGGCCUGUCAGUGGAAAUGCUCUACCUUCAAGCGGAAUCGGGCCUGACCCGGGCCCUGCAGGAUGUCCGAGCAGAUGGCUCCCCGUUAUGUAUUCUGGUGGAGCAGACAAACGUAGCUCUGUCCUCCUGCACGGUUAUCAUAUUCUCAGAAUCCCUCAAAAUCCAUCGCAACAUGCCCAAAGACCAGGCCAUGGACUUUGUUCAGGCAGAAUACAAGCGUGGACUCUCCAAAGAACGCCCGCAGAGGGACCCUGCAGAUACAGCAGCGCAGGCGUCACAGCUGCUGGAUGACUUUCUGGAUCGGGAAAAGAUUGCGCGCCACACCGUUCCCUCCGAAACACGACAGCUCCUCAUGCUGUUAGCCGACGGGGUGCACCUGUACCCCGAGGAGCUGGAGACCAUCUCAGACUACGUUCAUGCCCGCCAGGACCACAUACAAGCCUCCAACACUGAGGGCGAGCGAGGGAACAUGUUACCUCCAGGUUUGGGAAAACCACCUCCACUGCUCCCUACUCCACCUGGACCUCCUCCACCUCAGUCUGGAUCUGGCGGGCCCAUGGUGGACCUCCCCCCGCCUCCACCUGUACCCCUCUUACCUUCACCAGGCUCUUAUCCUAAAACCAAACCUCCUCCGCUGCUGUCUUUACAUCGGCUUCCUGGUCCAUCAUUAGGGGCUCCACUCCUUCGUGGUCCGAUGUCCUCGCACAUCCCGUUCGGUGGUCCCGGCAUGUCUCGCGGGCCUCUACUCCACCACCCUCCACCUCCGUUCCACCCAGGCGCCAGAGGUCCUCACGGGCCCAGAGCGGCUCCCCCAUCUCUGAAGAGCUCUCGUCCUCCGCUUCUGUCCUCCCCAGGUGGCCUUCUCCCACGACCGAUCGGCCCCCAUCAUUAAGAAACCACAGAGACUCUCUCACACUGUAAAAACACGCAGGUUACAAGCUGUGUUUUGAACAUUUCAGCUAACUUUAGCCGAAGACUCCUGACCUUUUGCCCAGGGUUCGUCUGCUGACAUUUUUUAAUAAUAAAACUAGUAAACCACCUUUAGUUGGAAGAUAAAAAAUGGUAGUUGCUGUUAGAUAUUAUUGUGGAUGGACUGAUGGAAGAUGGUAUGUGAUAUUCUGAUUGACAAUUUUUAAGUAUGUUUUUCAAGAUCCCUCCAGCAUCAUUGCCCCCUCCCCUUUUUUUUUUUCGUUGUAAUGUUUUGUAAAUCCAGUUCUCCUCUUCAAACUGUAAUGUUGGUACAGUGACGAGCUGCACAGGAGAGACAUCGAUCAGUUGGCUUGUUUAGCCGAAUGCACAGAGACACCCAACACAACAGAUGGCAGCUGGUUUACAUUUAAAGCAGCAAGAAGUCAAGAGGUAUCGGUGGAAACGCAACAGGACUAGUGAUGUUCCUAGCAGCUCAUUUCUCUGUCGAAAUUUAAAUUUCGACUAGCCGACUCGUCUAAAAGUAAGAAAACUGCGGCUAUGCUCCAGUCUGGCUUUGUUUAUCUGUUCACCAUUAAUUUUCAGAAGCCUUUAACAAAGUUGAAUGGAAGCACAUCUCGCACAGUCACUGCUGAUGACAGACAGAGUUUAUCUUUUCCGACUGAGCAGAUCGCAACGUCUGUGGGUAAGUUUCCAAACGUUAGCAGUGCAAACACUAGCAGCCUUUUUUCCCCUCGCAGGUUAAACGCUAACAUGCCUGUGCUGAAUGUGGUUACGCUUUGCUACAGUCGAGCGCUUGCACACCAGUAUUUUCUUGCACUACGUUUCAUUUUCUAGAUCAAAAUACUUCCAAGUGGCGCUGAUCUGUCCUAUUUUCCACCUUGUUAACAUCUGCUUGAAGACGAGGGGGGGGCUGCUGUCUGUUGGGGCUGCAAAGAUCUAAGACGCACCAGUUCAUCAGCAUUGUGUAAUAAUGAGGUUAACCGACCAGUAUUUCUGGUGCUGCCUAGUGAAGAUAGCAACUGUUUAGUCGACUAAUGGCACACAUCCCUUAGUAGGACCUUCUAUUCUCCUGUGUGUAAUCGCAGGUCGUUUUCCUGCUGUUUGUUGGUUUGUUUUUUUUUCAAGAUGGUGCUUCUAAUUUCACAAGAUUCUCUGCUGAGGAGAAUUUCAACAACCAACUAAUAGCUUGUUUUUCCAAGCUGCAUUCUCAAAUUUCACGUUAUUUAUAUUUAGAUGUAUUUUUUUUGCCACAAGUAAUCAGUCUGAAGAUCUUUGUGUGACGGCUCUCGAUCUACAGUUGCAUGUACGACUUUUCAGCUUUUACAGAAAAUCAUCUUCUUUACAUUAACAUAUUUUCACAAGUAUUUCUUUAAAUUGAUUUUUGGUCGAGUGAGAAUCAUGACGAGGUAAUUGCCAUGUAUAUUAUGUUUUCAGCAAAUGUAACCCACCCUCCCUCUACCAACAUCCUGACCUGAGAUUUUUUCUUUUUUUUUUUAAAUGACUGUUUUCAUAAAAGCACAAGAGGAAGCUUAAGAUGCUUCCAAGAAUAACUUAAAGGAAUCAUAAAUCAAGUGAACGCAUAUUGGAUUUUCUUAUCAGCAGGACGUCUUAACACAGAACAUGUAAGAAAUCUCCAUCGCAAAAUGUCUGGCUGAGCACGCUGUGUUGUCAUUAAACUCGCUGUUCAAAUUGAAUUUUCAUUUUAAAUAUGUCUGAUGCAGUCAGCGUGGAGGAAGUGCAGAAAAAAAAAAACUAAAUGUUUGACAUGUAAUGGAGCAACUGCAUUCAUUGUUGUUAUUCAGGGAAAAUGUAUAGGUUUAUUCCAGAGCAAACAGUUUUGUAUUAUAAUUUACUUUUUUUCCCCCCAUAAUUGUUUUUGACCUGUGAAACAAAAAAACCUUUCAUAACACUUAAAUGUCGUAUUCUGUUUUAAUACUUCAGAUAAAGCAGAAAUCCAGUUGUGAAGUCACCUCUCUGUUACAGGAAAUCAACAGAGCUUCUGAUUGCUAAAAAGGGAUUUGAAGAUGUUUCCUGCAGCACUUGUCUGGUUUAGGAAGACAUCUGCUUGUGCGACGCAUCGGACUACGCAGCAAACUUCAAACUUUGAACCUGCCCUUCAUUUUUCCCCCCCGUUUUGUAGAUAAUGUUUAAGUCCUGUACUCUUUAUUGUUUUUUUUUUUUUGUUGAAUAUAUUGUAAAUAUUCGACCACUCGAUGAUCUGGAUUAGUUUUCUUUGGCGUGCAGCAGUGUUGAUGUUCAACAGGUAUGAAGGGGGGAAUCUUGAUUAUAUUUUCAAAGAAAACGUCUAUAAAUGUUUUAAUAUUUUGAUGGAUUCGAUGAGCCUUUUUGAUGUUUUUUCUUUUGUUCAAAAGAGAAUUAAACAUUAAGAAAUUAAAGAU